Messenger RNA from Conger conger (European conger), 2281 nucleotides. RefSeq names its product motile sperm domain-containing protein 1-like. The transcript has 6 exons. Gene Ontology annotation, cellular component: cytoplasm. The record is from RefSeq and is a predicted model, not a curated record. The coding region runs from base 699 to 1412 and encodes 237 amino acids. Lineage: Eukaryota; Metazoa; Chordata; Actinopteri; Anguilliformes; Congridae.
AAUUGACCAACUUUUCCAUUGUAAAUUAUCUCAGUGUUGUAACACACCUUUGGUUGUGGUUAGCGUUAGCAUACCGUGGCUUUUAAAGAUUAUGCUCGCAACAGGCAUUAUAUUAAUUAUCAGGUAACUAGCUAGCUAGCCAGCAAUAGAUAUGUAAUGUAUGUUAUUUUUUUAUUAAAACAGGCUUGCAGAUUAGACCAGUUGAUACAAAAUAGCCUCUGGUUCUAUAGCACGCAAGUUCAACAAGCUGUUAGCUAUCCUAGCUCGUAAGCGUUAGCUACGUGCCUGGUUUAUUCGGGCGAUCUAGCUAACGACAUGAGAUAUCAAGAUGCCUAUGCUACACGUCACACGUUGCUAGCUAGCUGUGGGAAUACUUUACCAGAAAAAAUGUUGACUUGCUACGACCGAAUAAUUAGGGAGCCAGCCUUUCCAUAACGUUGCAAUUUGCACCUAUUGCUGUGUAACUUACUGGUUACUUGCUUAUUAGCGAGCCAACCUCAUGAGAUACAUUUAUAGUAUAAUUAUUCAUGAACAUUAGAAUAAUGUCAUCGUUAGGAAUGGCCAUGUAGAUAUGCUGGCUCUAGCUAACUAGCGACACAAGCUAAAGAAGAUGGCGGCAGUGUAGCCAUCAGUUUCGGACCUGACCAGCCAGCCCUGCCUCUGUGAAGAAUGGCUGUGGACAUACGACGCCGCGAACAAUGAUGCACCAGGGCCAAAGCAGUCCAGAUGGUAUCCAGGAGACGGGCAGAGUAAGGAAGAAGGACAGGCAUGCCCCCAGCCCCUCGGCUGCUGUCGUUGGUCACCCUAAGUCACAGGACAGCCUCCCUGUGUUCCUGUUCCCCACAGAGCUGGUGUUCUACGCUCAGGAGCACAGCUCACACAGAAGGGUCCUAACCUUCUAUAAUCCUUACAGCUUUGUGCUGAGGUUCAAAGUGCUCUGCACAGCUCCUGCUCUCUACACGGUAGUUGAAGCGGAGGGCAAUGUGAGGGCCCGGUCCUGUGUAGAUAUUGUAGUGCGGCACCAGGAUGUCAGCUCCAGGAACUGGGGGCGAAGGGACCGCUUCAGGCUGGAGGUGUCGGGAGGGGGGCAGAGGGGGACGCGGGAAAUCUGGGCCGAGCUGAGGGGGGGUGAGGGAGCGGAGAAGCCCCUGGAGACCCCUCAGGGAAGAGCUGCACCUCCAAUGAGCUCGGCAGCCAUGUUCCCUCCGGGGGUACUGAACCCCGACAGAGGUCGUGACGCCUCCCUGUUCGCUCUCUACAUCGUUGUCGGGCUGGUGUGCAUCACCUGCCUCAUGCUCCCUUUGCACAGCGAGCCGAGCCCUCUGGUUCCACUGCACAUUCAUGUCACUGUUAUGCAGAAACUGGUCUGUGCCUACAUACUGGGCCUGCUCACCAUGGUGUUUCUACGUUGAAGUGAGAAGCGAGCGAGACUGAAAAUCUUCAAGAUUUAAAAUUGAAUUGGGUAGAUGUUUACAGACAGCUGCGGUAGCUGUAGGAAGAGGAAGACUGUAGCUGUCCUCGAAAGACUGAAGGACACUGCCUGAAAGAGGGAUUGACCAACCAACUUUCAACAGCCAGUCUUUUGCGUCAUAAAAGUCAUAAUAUGGCCAGUUUUAUCCAGCAGAAGAGUGUGUGGAGUACACUUGAGAAGCAACCAAACCCAAAAGACCGGACUGACACUGGGACUGACAAAGAACAGACCCUCUUUUUGAACAUCCGCUCUAAGACGCACAGCAGCCUCUGGAUCCCUGCUAGCGCACAUGGCAUGUUGUGUUAACUUUGCUGCAAACUACAUCGCGGGAAUGUGACCUGGCCAGUUUAUUUGAGGCUCACUGUAGCCUAGCAGGACAUUAUUGUAAGGAUCGCUUUGAGAGUUUCUUGAGGGCCAGCUUGCAGUAGACUGAACUUCUAGAAGAGAGGAUCAUUAUAGAGGAUGUCAAAAAUACAUACGUACAGUACAGUACAGUACAUGAGCCUUGAACCUGCCAUAUUAUAAACCUCCACUCCAUGCAGAUCUCACAGUAAUUUUUACCCAAGUGCUCUUGCUGUUAUUGAGCUGAAUUGUUGCUGUUUCAAUAUUCCAUAUACGUGUAUAUAUAGAUAAUUCCAUUUGCUUCAUCAGUAUAAAAUAAUUGUUGCCUGCAGCUUGUUGAAGUUGAUGGACCAAAACAUCUGCAUGUCAGCUGGAAAUGCAUGAACAUGCAGUAUGUAUGUAUGUAUACAUGGUACGUUGCUAGUGUUUAUAUUCCAUAUGUAUAUUAAAGCUCUAUUUUUAUUGCAA